CUCUAAGCAAGCAUCCGGGCCUUCCGUUUGGUUGGAGCGAUCGCUUGAGGUUGAAUCGAAAGGGUGAACUUCCAACCACUUUUUACCGACAAUUCACCCCUGAAACCCAUGGCAGCCUUAUGGAGAGGAAUACCCUAAGAUUCCUCUGCCUAUUUGCCUUUCUGAUUUUUCACAAUGUACAGUUAACGAAGGCUAUAAGCGAAGAAUGCGCCCAUGAAUGUAAUUUUGAUGAAGUAUGUUAUGCAGGUGUUUGUGUUAAAGGUUAUCUAAAAGAUACCUAUGACUAUUAUGGUGAUAGAUUAAGAUCUAAUGAAGAAUAUAAUCAAAAGAAUGGUUAUGACAAAGGCUACCUGGAUCGUCGGAAUGACAUUCCCAAGCGUGUAUAUGAAAACAGGGAAGCAAAUGUGGACAGUUCUGAACCUACCCUUGAAGACAGGACAUUAAUCAAAUCCUUGCCCUUGAAAGAUAUUUAUAAUGAUUACCGGUCUGAGUUAGGAGCUAGAAGGGGAUCAACAAGAGAAAAAUCCCAGCUGCCUCCACUUUCUUCUGAAAACUGGGACAGUAUUCGGGAUGAGGUUAGUGAAGGGGGGGACCACGAGGAGAAAGAGUCAUCUCUUUUACCUCCAGAGAGCGACUUCCCUAAAGCUAGCUUAUCUGAAGAUGGCUUGAGAAAGAAUGUGAUGCCUGAAGUGCAUCCCGACAGCACAUUGAUGGGGAAUGGGGAUGAACAUGGGGAUAUGGACAACCCAAAUGGUAAAGUCAUGAUUAAAGGUAUUGUCAAGAAAACAGAGAAAAACAUUGACCAAGGACCCAACCCAGAAAUCAACUACAAACAUGUCAAAGACUUCUUCAAGUCUCAGCAAGCCAGUUCUAUUGUUGAUGUGCCCAAGGCAGUGAAAAGGGAGGAGGAUGCAAAGCUUUUUAACACCAAGUUUGUAACUGUCACACAAGGCAAAACUGAUGAGGUUGACAAGGAGGAAGAUGUUUCAGGAAAAGAUAGAGGGACUGUGAAAAUUUCCUUGGACAAAAACCUAACUCGCAUGCAAGCCAUGGAGCUCCUACAGAUACUUGAGAAAGCUCUUUGGAUUAAACCCCCAACACCCAUGUUUACCUUUCUCAAGGUAACAGGUCAAGAUAUCAGUGCUCAGAUGAAGGAUAACAGCUACACCCAAGAAAGUGGCAAACAAGUUGCCAAAAGACUCAAUGAAGAUGGUUCAGUAAAGGAUGAGGUUUCAAAGCGUAUGAAUGUUCGCAUCAUUUCUGCUGAUGGUGAAGUACCAGAAAAACAUGACUCCCAGGCCGAGCCCAAGAAAGUGACCAAUGUCCAGCCAAAGUACUUCCUAGUCACUGUGACUGUUGUUGGUUGUGUAACUGGUGUCAUCCUUGCUGCUGUGGCUAUUUACUUGAUCAUGAAAAGGUAUAAUGAAACAAAGAAGUUCAAACCUGUGACUCUUCCUGGACAAGAGGCAGCUGCAGACUACCAGGAACUCUGUCGACAGCUGCGAGCAAAUCAAGGCUGGGACAGUGCCCCCGUGAAGUCUGGGUCUGGGCACAUGGAAAAAGAGAAAGGUCUUCUGGGUUCUGCCAAACCUCCAAAAUACACCUGGAGCGAGGAGCCUGUAGUACCUAAUAUGGACAUAUCAACUGGGCAUGUGGUCUUGUCCUAUAUGGAGGAUCAUUUGAGCAACAAGAAUCGUCUGAACAAAGAAUGGGAGGCCCUGUGUAACUAUGAGGCAGAACCCAGUGUCGCAGACCUUGGUAAACAGGACAAGAAUGUCAGGAAGAACCGCUACAGUGAUGUGCUGCCUUAUGAUCACAACAGAGUAUCACUCAGGGAAACAGCAAAUGCUACAGGAUCAGAUUACAUAAAUGCCAGUUUCAUAACUGACCAUGACCCUCGUAACCCCGCCUACAUCGCCACCCAAGGCCCACUAGCGCACACAGUAUCUGACUUCUGGCAGAUGGUGUGGGAGCAGGGUGUGGUUGUUAUUGUCAAUCUGACUCGACUCUCCGACCUUGGACUGCCUCAGUGUCACCGAUACUGGCCAGAAGACGGUCAUGAGACCUACCACAUUUAUGAGGUUCACCUGGUGUCUGAGCAUAUCUGGUGCGAUGAUUACCUUGUGCGAAGUUUCUACCUCAAAAAUCUUCAGACAAGCGAGACUCGUACAGUGACACAAUUCCACUUCCUCUCUUGGCCCGAUCUCAACGUACCAACCACACCCAAGCCCUUACUGGAGUUCAGGCGGAAGGUUAACAAGUGCUUCCGUGGCCGUUCAUGCCCGAUUGUUGUCCACUGCAGUGGGGGUGUUGGCCGGACGGGCUGCUACAUUCUUAUUGACCUGGUCCUCAACAAGAUGAUGAGAGGAGCAAAGGAGAUUGACAUAGCGGCCACCGUGGAACACUUACGAGACCAGAGACCACAUAUGGUCAAGACAAAGGCACAGUUCGAGUUUGCGUUGACGGCAGUUGCAGAGGAGGUUAACGCCAUUCUUCAAGCCUUGGCCAAGUAAAAUAAACAACGACAACAACAGCUAUAGUAAUAUUGAAAUAGUUCAGAGCAAAUCAAUUUAUUUAACUUUAUGGAGUAUAGCACAGACCAUCCAGAAAUCUCCAAAACGCGUCCGAAUGCAAAGACAAGCGAACUUCUUUAUCACUUUUUUAUCAUCUUAACAGGCAAAAGUUAUAUCUGUUACAAGGAACAAAUGGAUAUAAAAGCACUUGUUGGAUCGUUGUGCUACGCUCGAACGUUCAUGAUCGUGGGGAGGAUUUUAUUUUUAAUGUAUUAAUAGUUAAUUUCGCAGAUUAUCUGCUUAGGAAAUUCACUGUUAGCACUAGUGCUUGGGAGUAGUUCCAAGUGCUUGUGUCCAGUUAGCAACAGAAAGGUGUAGAUAUUUAUUUCUUUGUAUUAUCGUUUACAAGUCGUUCUUUGUGCAUGCGCGCAGCAAACUACACUGUUGUCGUUUUAAGACUCGAUGUUAACCUAUCUAGUUUCCCUGGCUAGCAGUUCAGUAGAACACCUUUUAAAACCUUCUGCAUGUUUGCCACUUUAAGUACGACUUGUAAAUAUCGAAAAAAACUCUUCGCAUUCAGAAUGCAGACAAAUUUUAAUUUCGGGAAAGGCUAGAAUCAUACUCUAGCGCAAAGCAUGUAAGGGCGAGAAUUAAAGAAUUACUGUAUAUUUGACACACAUAUAUCGAACAGGGAAGACAAAUAGGCAAAUAGUUGUAAAUCAAGAAUUUAAAUUACGUUAUUUUCAUGGUCCACCGUAUUUUAUUUUUCUACUUGAGGUAUGUACUAAGGAUUUGAUGAUGGAGUACGGUAAAUCACCUCUACUGAUGUUGUGUUCAACUAGCCCAAGAACUUCCAUUAAAAACAGGGGGCUCGGAUGUGACCCACUCCAUUGACCGUAGCUUUGGUUGCUUUGUUAGCAAUGACACGGUCUCCGGUGGCAUGCUACAUAGUUUUCAAUAGAGGCCUUACUAGAACAAUUCCUUCACUCAUGGGUAUUAUAAGGUUUUUUUGGGUACUAGCAGGUUUUCCCAGCAACUUUUGAGAGGCUUCAAAUCGAGGCUAUUGAUCUUAUCGUUUCUGCGUGAAGGGAAAAUCCGCCCAUACCCAGAGCAUAAAUCUACAUGUAUCAAUCACAAAAAAUAAUGUAGUUAUCACAUGGAUAAAUCGAGGUAAAUAAAUCAAAAGGUGGUGGUGUAAA
Molecule: messenger RNA, 3712 nt
Organism: Nematostella vectensis (starlet sea anemone)
Lineage: Eukaryota; Metazoa; Cnidaria; Anthozoa; Actiniaria; Edwardsiidae
Product: receptor-type tyrosine-protein phosphatase N2
Exons: 23
Coding region: 120-2513 (797 amino acids)
Biological process (GO): protein dephosphorylation
Cellular component (GO): secretory granule
Molecular function (GO): protein tyrosine phosphatase activity
Source: RefSeq, a predicted model, not a curated record